CCUUGAAAACUUGAUUGCAGAAACUUCAAAAUAUGUUUCAUAUCUUGCGUGUCACAAUUCACUCAAUUACUUCGACAAACGAUGAUUUCGUUUCACGAGCACCAAACAUCGAACAUCAAUCGAACGGGUAGACGCGUUCUUCUGUUCCCGGAGCGGCUGCACGCCAAUGCAGGAUAACGUUUGUUAAGUUGAAUAUGGAGAAGCUCCAUAUGAAAAAGUGACGAGAAGUAAAAUGCGAAAACUUGUGAUUUUUGGUUUAACACAAUGCCGUGUGAAAUAGGCCAGAACAUACACAAAUUGAGAAAGAAAAAUAAAGAGCUUUUGGAUUUACUCGAGUCAAACUCAGCUCUUUUAGAAAACAAAAUAAAAAUGUUAAGACACGCAACAAGAUCCCCUAAAAAAUCCGAUGAUCAGAAAAAUGUGCCUUCUUCACCACUGAAACGAAGAUAUGAAUCGUCAGGGGUAGCAAGCAGUUCCGAUUCUCGAGUGAAAACUGGCCCAGCUGUCUCCCGUUGUAAACGAGAUUCUUCUCCAAGCAAUAAUGAAAACCUGACAGAGAAAAUUUUGCGAUGUGACCCUAAAAAGGCACCUGCUAAACGAAUUAAAAACACUGGUAGUUCAGAAAUUAAGAAAUCACUUGGGAGGCAAGCCAAAGGAAGAUCGACAGUUGAAGAUAAAAAUGCCCUCAAGUUAAAUGCUAUACAUAAUACUUGUUAUUGCAGUAAAGUACAUCAGCAUUGCAAAACCGAACCAUUAAAACCUAAACAAAAUGAAGGAAAAUGUACAAAAAUGAGAACUGAACAGGGUAAAAAUACUCCCUAUUUGAAAGAACCUUUUGAUAUUCAAAAAAGUGACAGUAAAGUUAAAUUUCUCAAACCUUCAGGAAAUGACGAAACAGAAGUUCCAGAUGUAUGUCUAAAAUGUAUGGAUGAGGCAAGGCGUUUGCUGAAUUAUUCACCAGAAUCUCUGUUUCUCCGACGGAUGAAGGAGAGACUUCAAAAAUCUGUAAAUCAUCCUUUAAGUAAAGAUAAUGUAAAAAUUAAUCAAAUAUGUGCAUGUGAUAAUAACAAGUCCUCUUCAUGUGACUCAGAGAAUGACCACACCUCUUCUCCAAAAGCUGAUGACUGUGACUGUGGUGCUGUGAAUGAGAAUCAGAUUGGUAAUGAGAAUGAUAUCCAAGAUCAACAUUGCAAUUUUCACUUAGCGAGAGGUGACUUUGGAAACAAAAAACAUUGUUGCUGUGUGAAUAAACAAUCCAAUUACAAAGAUGCUGAGUUCCAGACAUCAAAGCAUUUAAUAGAUUCAUCAACUCAAGCAGGUCAUCAUCACCAUUCUGUCAAAAAGAAAAUUCAUAAGACUCAUAUCCGAAAAUGUCUCAAGGUAGAAGGAAGUAAAUCACACAAAAAUAUUCCCAAAAAGUUAACUUCUGAUCAAAGAAUUUCAUCUGACAUUCGGCAUGGAAAAUGUCAAUGCAAAAAGCAGGUAGGAGGGCUAUGUUGCUGUGAAGUUCUUACAUCUGCUGAUGGAAGAAAUGACCAUGAUGAUGCUAGGUUCUCAGCUCCUUUGAAAUCAUCUGUCUCUGCCCCAGCAGUAUCGAGUUUGAAGCCAAGGAAACCAUCAGAUACAAAACAGGGUUCUUCAGAAGCAGGUGAAACUGAACCUGAACCACUGAAAUUGCCUAUUUCCAAAAAUAUCCAAACAACAGGCUAUGAUAUAAUAGCAGCGCUUGCUGAGAAUGAUCACAGGAAGUAUGCUGCUGACCCUUGCACUUACCAGUUGGAAGAAUUAAGUAAUUUUCGACAGAAGCAUUGGUUUGAUUGCCAUUCUCAUCCUCAUGGGACAACAUCAAAUGAAUUUUAUCCAGGUUCUAAAGAAGAUCAAAAUAAAAUUUCUUCCUUUGAUGAUGAUCUAAUGCAGCCUACAUUGGAUCCAUGUCUUCGUGCAUAUCGCUUAAAUCAGCGGUUGUUCCCAGAAGCAGUGAAAGAAUCACAUAGUGCAGGAUGCUGCAUUUCCCAACAGGGUAAAUGUAUCUCCCAUCGUCUCCUUCCAACACAGCGGCGGCUCAUUACCUUGCCAUCUAUCCCUCAUCAGUACGGCAAGGAAGCUAGUGCAACUAUGAAGAUUCCUCCUGGAAUUGAAGCAUUCCCACAUUCAAAUAUUCUUAUCUGUGACCCUACACGUAUGGCAUCCGUUCCCAACAAAUCACGCUCUGCAGUUGAAAGUCCCCGUCGCCUUCGACGCCCAGUUCCUAGCAAUUCUUUGGCUUUACGCUUUCAAAAGGGAGUUGCAUAGUUUACAUCAAGAAAAUAUAAUGUGGUCUGAGAUGUUGGUCAGUUUUACCUUAAGAUAUCGAGAUUCUUUUUUGUGUUGUAUAUUGCUAAAGUUGUUUUAUUUGAUUUUAAUGUAUUUCUUUGAAUUAUGAAUUAUUGUUGCAUUGCACCAAAAAACAUCAUACUUUUUUUUUAUUUGGAAAUAUUAAUAUAUUGCAAAAAUAUGUAAUUAAACUAUGAAGAUUUGAAUAUAAAUAUUAUAAUAAAUAUAUUUUAUUUAUUUGUGCCAUAUGUGAAUAAAGGGUGAUUUUUUCAUGGGCAUUUCAGUGUUGUAUAAUUGUGUUCUUUUUGUAAAAUUACUUUUAUAGGUUAAAGAAUUUUGUAAUUAAAAUCAUGGACUUUCAUGUCUUUAACUGUUGCCUCUUAAUAGAUUAUAUUUUUAUUAAAGUAUACUUAUAUGUGAGGGAGUAUUAGAACAUUCAAAAUUUAAUGGGUUUUAAAUUUAUUGUCUUGUAAUUAAAUGAUAUUAACUGAAGUUGUUAUUUAGAAUCUAAUAUAAAGUAUUUGCUAUGUUCAGGAUCUGAAAGAAUCAAAUCUGAUCCCAGUGAAGGUACAGAAUAUAAAGUAAGUAAUAAAACACAAAAAUGAAAGGAUUAAAAUUUGACAAAGGGUUUGUACCACGCUAAAUACAUUGUUUGUUAAAUUUAUAACAUCAGUUCAUAGAAAGUCUUAUUUUUUUAAUAUCUUGAAACAUUGUGAUACUAAAUAAUUUGUGUAACCAAACUCAAAAUGGAAAAUAAAUUAUAUACCUGUCCCAU
Gryllus bimaculatus (two-spotted cricket) is the source of this 3088-nucleotide messenger RNA. The record is from the annotation of a GenBank genome assembly. NCBI's taxonomy places the organism in Eukaryota, Metazoa, Arthropoda, Insecta, Orthoptera, Gryllidae.